This is a messenger RNA of Ogataea parapolymorpha DL-1, 2205 nucleotides long. RefSeq names its product X-Pro aminopeptidase. The transcript has a single exon. The record is from RefSeq and is a predicted model, not a curated record. Lineage: Eukaryota; Fungi; Ascomycota; Pichiomycetes; Pichiales; Pichiaceae. The coding region runs from base 1 to 2205 and encodes 734 amino acids. Gene Ontology annotation, molecular function: metalloaminopeptidase activity.
AUGUCACAGACUAUGAACCCCAAGCCAUCGAUGUUCUCCCUUAUUUCAAAUAAUGGAACGCCGGGCGCAACUACAAUGAAGCAAGUGUCUGGGCAGGGGCGCUUCGGUACCUCAAAUAGACCUUGCUCAAAUUGCACUUGUUCUCCGGGUCUUUUGAGCCGUCAAGGGAGACGCUCAUCUGUUUACCUCAAGCGUAUCAACAUCAACCGCACUAAUAGUUUAAAGGCAAGCCAGAGUGGAGGCUCCUCUCCAGGUUUGUCUCCAAGAAGGCGCACGGGAGAUUCUCUUUAUACAAUCGACUCAAAGUGUUCUACCAAGGAAAUAAAUACCUCUUUGAGACUCGAGAAACUGAGGGUGGAGAUGAAACUGCACGACAUUGCCAUUUAUGUCAUUCCUUCGGCAGACGCCCAUCAAUCAGAGUACACUUCCCCACCUGACCAAAGAAGAGCUUUCAUCAGUGGGUUUGGAGGUUCUUCAGGUGUGGCGGUUGUUACUAGGGAUGUCACAUGCAUGAAUGAAACCCCAGAGGGGCUUUCUGCUUUAGCAACAGAUGGACGCUAUUUCAUUCAAGCUGCCAACGAACUAGAUUUCAACUGGCAACUGUUGAAACAAGGACUUCCAGGAGAGCCUAGUUGGGAGGAAUGGACAGUUGAACAUGCUGUCCAAAUGGCUCGUGAUUCAGGUGAGACAAUUAAAAUUGGCGUUGACCCUACACUGUUCACUUAUUCAGAAAUCAAGACUCUUGAAUCGUUAGUGUCGCAGAAAAACACAGAUAAGGUCAAGAUAGUUCCUGUGCGCGAAAACUUGAUCGAUAAAAUCUGGUCACUAUUUGAGGAAAUGCCGCUAAGACAAUUCAACGAGAUUGUUCCAUUGGGACUUGAAUACACCGGAGAGAGUACCCAGUCGAAGAUGGAAAGAUUGCAGUUGUAUUUCAACAAAUAUGGCUCUUCCACCCUAAUUUUAUCUGCACUGGACCAAAUUGCGUGGCUGCUGAACUUGAGAGGAAAGGACAUUGAUUUCAAUCCACUAUUCUACAGUUACCUGAUUAUUGAAAAGGACAAGCUCACGUUGUACUCGAACAGUUCGUCUGUCAGUUCUGACACGCUGAAAACUUAUUUGGAAUCUAUCAACUGUCAAAUCAAAAAUUACGAAGAUAUAUGGUCGGACAUCAGAAAGCUUGCCUCUGAGCUCAAUUCUCAAGGAGCCAAAAUUUUGCUUACCAAAGAGGCUUCCUGGAAAAUGGUGAACUGCAUUAUUGCUAAGAAUUUCCUAGAAAUUGACUCUCCAAUCGCUGAAAUGAAGGAAGUGAAGAACGAAGUCGAGCUCAAAAACCAAAAGAAUGCACAAAUGAAAGAUGGCAUGGCACUGAUCAAAUAUUUCGCUUGGCUAGAAGAUCAGCUCAUCAAUAAGGACGAAUUUGUGUCCGAAUAUGAGGGAGGAAUGAAGCUGCUUGAAUUUAGAUCUCAGUUGGACAAUUUCAAGGGACCAUCAUUUGAGACUAUUUCAUCUACAGGGUCCAACGCUGCCAUCAUUCACUAUACACCAAAAAGAGAAACCAGCACCAUAAUAAACCCAAACAAAAUAUAUCUAUGUGACUCGGGAGCCCAGUUUUUGGAUGGAACUACCGACACAACGCGUACUCUCCACUUCAAAAGCCCUUCUGAGGAGGAAAUCAAGAACUAUACUUUGGUUUUGAAAGGCCACAUAGCACUGGCCAAGUUGGUUUUCCCCCAAGGCUAUACUGGCUACCAGGUUGACAGCAUUGCAAGACAGUUUUUGUGGCAACACGGCUUGGAUUAUGAACACGGAACAGGCCAUGGAGUUGAUUCUUAUGGACCUGUGCAUUCGAUGGGCGUUGGCAUUGGCUACAGGCCACAAUAUAACUCCACACCUUUGACUCCUGGUCACCUUAUAUCCAAUGAACCUGGCUACUACAAACCUGGAGAGUACGGUAUUCGCAUCGAGAACAUGUUCUUUGUUAAGAAGAGCAACAAAACAUCUCUUGACGGUAAACAAUUUUUGGAGUUUGAAACGGUGACUACCGUUCCGUACUGCCGGAGACUAAUUGACGUCAAAAUGCUUUCGCCAGAGGAAAAGCAGUACAUUAACAAUUAUCAUCAGAAGAUCUGGCAACUUUACGAAUCCAGACUACCGAAGAAGAGCCUCGAGUACAACUGGCUUAAAAAAGAAUGUAAGCCACUUUGA